AUGUCGGCAUCAGGUCCAGCGUCAGCGCCCGAUGUGGGCAAUAACCUUCCUCCCCAGAAUGUGACUACCACUACGACGACCAUCACAGCACGGACAUUCCCACCGCUGGGUGUGGUUCUGAGCGAGUCGACAUUUUCACUGUGGAAAGAGAAGUUCCUACGCACCCUCCAGCGUAAUGGGUUGCUUGAUUACAUUGAGAACGAUGUUCCCGAGCCGGCUGAACGCCAGGCAAAGUUGCAGUGGAUCAACAACCGUGCGGACAUCCAGGAGUUCAUAGAGACAUACAUGACCAGCGAUAUUCAGCAAAUCCUGGCUGCAUCGGGUUGGAAUGUUCGUCAAUUUGACCUGAAAGGCACACUUGAGAAGCUUGAGGCAUUGAUCACAGACCGACCUGGUGAUUACCAUUGUCAGUUGGCCAAGGAACUCGCCAAUAUUCGGCGCGAGAAUUUUGACUCGAUGACAGCAUUCACCACCUGCAUUGCUGAACUACGUAACGCACUGAAGAACAGCGACAUUUGCAAAGUCACAGACAAAGGCGUCACGUUGUUCGCUUUGCGUGGCAUUGAACAGGAGUAUCCGGAAGUGGCUCAACGUGCCAGGGUCGGCGUUGAAGCCGGCACUUAUACCUGGGAAGCCAUGAUACGGGAGUUCAGCCUGAUCGCGAAGAAUGAGACUGUCAACCUAGGCCUUGCUGCCGUCAAGUCUGACAACAAUGGUAACAAUAGCAACAAGGGUGGCAAGUCUGACAAGAAGAAAGGGGACAAUAGAGCGGAUUGCGAUGUGUGUGGCAGGAAGCAAGCCAAGAAGGCCAAGCAUUGCAAGGAUUGCGACAACCACCACAAAGGAGACAUAUGCUGGUAUUGUCACCCUGAGGAAGCCCCCGAUUCCUGGGCGAAGAAGCAGGAAUACCUGGAAAAGAAGAAGAAGAAGCAGGGCAAAGGAAGCACGACGGCUCCCCUGCACCAACAGUCUGGUGUUGCGAACCCCACGGAUUCAAAUAUCAAGGUCAUCGACAACAAUGGAAAGAAGGUCUUUUUCACGACCAGCAACUUCGUGAUGACGGCCAUGUCACCGUCGCAUUUUCAGGAGGGGUCCCAGCAUUAUUAA
Molecule: messenger RNA, 1107 nt
Organism: Chaetomium strumarium
Lineage: Eukaryota; Fungi; Ascomycota; Sordariomycetes; Sordariales; Chaetomiaceae
Exons: 1
Coding region: 1-1107 (368 amino acids)
Source: RefSeq, a predicted model, not a curated record